AUGGAAAAUGUUGUAGCUGAAGAAUACUGGAGGAAAAGAGCUGAAGAGGAAACGGCAGAAAACACCAGCAGAAAAUAUCAACAUGGAAGAGGUAUUUGCACUGUGUUCAUUUUAGAUAUGUCAGAGAGUAUGAAAGGGGAAGGAUUCCGCCAAAUGAAGGAGAUAUUUAUUGAUAUCAUGCAAGAGUAUGAAGAUUUACAUUUAGACGACAAUAUCGCCGUGAUAGGAUUUGAAGAGGAAACAAAAUUUCUUCAUUACUAUUCCAACAAUUAUUAUUCCAUCAAGAAAUGCCUAGAUAACAUCGACUGUAAGGGACCAUCCCCUAUGGAGGCAGGGAUACUACUGUCGUUGUCGUGUAUUCAGUUCGGAGGAGGUCACACAAUACCUUUGGAUCCUCUUGUAAUCAGAGCUAGGGUUGUGGUGAUAACUGAUGGACAUCCCACCGAUAUGUCUAGCUCUCUGGAGUCGUACAAUUCACCAAACAACAGCGAGGCAUUCAAUAGACUUUUGUGUCUAGUUAGUGACAGAGGAAGAUGGAACCCAUUUACCUUUAUAGCUGUUGGCAAAACUCCGAAUUGUAGUCUUUUAGGAGCAUUGGCAGUUGCGUCUAGGGGUGGGCGAAUAUUGCAACCAGAAGAAGCUCGACAGACUGCCAGAUUUUCUUUAAACAGUAGAAUGGCAAAUGAAUUGUUAAAUCAUUAUCCCGAGGAGUCAAUAUCGGAAAACCUAGUAAGAAGGACGGUGUUCCAAACAAGAGGUUAUCAACGUUCAAGUGAGGAUGACAUUAAUCAAAUAUGUGAAAUACUGAAUGAAAAAAGCGUAUAUACGAACGACGAGGCAGAGUUCGGUGCAAGUGAUGAAGAAGAAUUCAAAGAGCGAUAUUCCACAAUGCCUUGUAUUGGAACAAGAGUAAGAAGAGGCAAAGACUGGGAAUGGGGAGAUCAAGAUAGUAAUGAAGUGGGCACGGUCGUUGGUCAUAGUACACAGGUUGGAUGGAUAAAUGUUCAUUGGGACAAUGGCAGGGUCUUGAAUUACCGAUAUGGAUAUAAUGGAUUAUUUGAAGCAUAUGAUCUAACCGUUUGUGAUGAACCAAGGACCACAUCAAAGGGAAAAGUUGCAGUUGGAUGUCUCGUGAAAAAAGGACCAGAUUGGCAAUGGGGUGACCAAAACGGCAGCGAGGAGAGCAUUGGGACUGUCUAUCGAGUAAAACACAAUGGAGUUGUGCAUGUGCGAUGGCCAAAUGGAAACAAAAGUAAUUACAGAUUUGGCCACAAAAAUAAAUAUGAUCUUGUUUUGUGUGAUCCAAAUGACCCUGAAGUUAUGGAAUCGCUGAAAAAUCCACCAAGCCGCCUUAAUGGGAGAAAAUCAGAAAUAGACAAGGAAUGGAAAUGA
Saccostrea cuccullata (small rock oyster) is the source of this 1392-nucleotide messenger RNA. RefSeq lists its product as uncharacterized. The transcript has 13 exons. The coding region runs from base 1 to 1392 and encodes 463 amino acids. Gene Ontology annotation, molecular function: ubiquitin-protein transferase activity; metal ion binding. Lineage: Eukaryota; Metazoa; Mollusca; Bivalvia; Ostreida; Ostreidae. The record is from RefSeq and is a predicted model, not a curated record. Gene Ontology annotation, biological process: protein ubiquitination. Gene Ontology annotation, cellular component: cytoplasm.